Messenger RNA from Triticum dicoccoides, 3739 nucleotides. RefSeq names its product respiratory burst oxidase homolog protein E-like. The coding region runs from base 344 to 3301 and encodes 985 amino acids. NCBI's taxonomy places the organism in Eukaryota, Viridiplantae, Streptophyta, Magnoliopsida, Poales, Poaceae. The record is from RefSeq and is a predicted model, not a curated record. Gene Ontology annotation, cellular component: plasma membrane. Gene Ontology annotation, molecular function: calcium ion binding; NAD(P)H oxidase H2O2-forming activity; peroxidase activity. The transcript is spliced from 13 exons.
CAGCAGCAAAGCCGAGCACCGCACCGCACCGCGAAGCCGAGCAAAACCGCGCGCGCGCGCCCGCGUGCAUGCGUACUGCAGAGGAAUAGAAGGAGAAAGAGGUGGUCACCGCGCCAGGUGAUCACCGGCCCGCGGCGGGCGCGCGAGCGUACGACAAGCCGAGCCAGCCCACGGUGCGCGGCGGGGAGGGGAGCUGAGCUUGCGUAUCAUAAUACAGGCGGACGCACCGCAACUACCAUUGCAGCCCCCACCGAGAGCCCCGGGUUAUUUUUAUUCUGCUUCGCCUCCUUCUUCCUCUUGCACGUCUCGCGGGCGGGCGCGGGGCGGGGCGCGGGGAGCGGCCAUGUGGACGCCGUCGCGCGGGAGCAACGCGCGGCGGACGGGCCACCGGCGCAUCGCGGAGUGCCUCGCGGACGACCAGACCACCAACACCGACACCUCCGACAACGAGUCCUUCACCACCGCCUAUGGGGACGAGUUCUUCGCCGGGGGGAGCGGGGGCGGGGGCAUGCUCCCGGCAUUCCUCGCCGACCAGGGGGACCUGGUGGAGGUCAUGCUGGAGCUCGACGAGGAGUCCAUGGUGGUGCGCAGCGUCACGCCCACCAGGGCCGCGCUCUACAGCGCCGCCGCGAUGCCGCACACGCCGGAGGCGCCGGGGGGCGGCCCCCUCAGCCGCUGCUCCUCGACGUCCUCGCGGAUACGGAAGAAGUUCGCGUGGCUGCGGUCGCCGUCCCCCGCGCCCUCGCCCUCGCCGCGCGUGCCCACGCCCGCCGAGCUGCAGCGUGAGGCGGCCAUGGCGGCCCGCGAGCGCCGCCGCAUCCAGGCGCGGGUCAACCGGUCGCGCGCCGGCGCCAAGCGCGCGCUCAAGGGCCUCCGCUUCAUCAGCCGCACCACCGGCUCCCUGGAGGCCGCCGAGCUCUGGCGCCGCGUCGAGGAGCGCUUCAACGCCCUCGCCCACGACGGCCUCCUCUCCCGCGACAACUUCGGCGAAUGCAUCGGAAUGGUGGACUCGAAGGAGUUCGCGGAGGGCAUCUUCGACGCGCUGGCGCGGCGGCGGCGGCAGAACCUGGAGCGGAUCACCAAGGAGGAGCUCUACGACUUCUGGCUCCAGAUCUCCGAUCAGAGCUUCGACGCGCGGCUCCAGAUCUUCUUCGACAUGGUGGACACCAACGUGGACGGGAGGAUAACGAGGGAGGAAGUACAGGAGCUGAUCGUCCUGAGCGCGUCGGCGAACAAGCUCGCGAAGCUCAAGGAGCAGGCGGAGGAGUACGCGUCGCUCAUCAUGGAGGAGCUCGACCCGGAGAACCUCGGCUACAUUGAGCUGUGGCAGCUGGAGACGCUGCUGCUCCAGCGCGACACGUACAUGAACUACAGCCGGCCGCUGAGCACGGCGAGCGGCGCGCAGUGGAGCCAGAACCUCGGCGUCGGCGCCAGCGGGGCCGUGCCGCACGCCGCCAAGGGAGAGGACGACGACGGCAGCGGCCCGCAGACGUGGGGGGAAGAGAUGAGGGAGCGGCGGCGCGGGUGGGGCCGCGGCGUGGCCAAGGCGGCGUCGCACGUGCGCGUGGCGGCGGAGGAGAACUGGCGGCGCGCGUGGGUGCUGGCGCUGUGGUUCGCGGCCAUGGCGGCGCUGUUCGUGUGGAAGUUCGUGCAGUACCGGCGGACGGCGGCGUUCCAGGUGAUGGGGUACUGCCUGCCGACGGCCAAGGGCGCCGCCGAGACGCUUAAGCUCAACAUGGCGCUCGUCCUCCUCCCCGUCUGCCGCAACACGCUCACGUGGCUCCGCUCCUCCUGGGCCCGCUUCUUCGUCCCCUUCGACGACAACAUCACCUUCCACAAGAUGAUCGCGACGGCGAUCGUGGUGGGGAUCACGCUGCACGCGGGGAACCAUCUGGCGUGCGACUUCCCGCGGGUGAUCGCGUCGGGGCCGGAGGAGUACCGGCUGGUGGCGGGCGCGUUCGGCGCGUCCAAGCCGACGUACGGGCGGCUCAUCUCCGGGGUGGAGGGCGUGACGGGCAUCGCCAUGGUGGUGCUCAUGACCGUCUCCUUCACCCUGGCCACCCACCCUUUCCGCAAGGGCGAGAAGGAGGCGUCCGCGUCCCGGCUGCCGGCGCCCCUCAACCGCCUCGCCGGCUUCAACGCCUUCUGGUACUCCCACCACCUCCUCGGCAUCGUCUACCUGCUCCUCCUCGCCCACGGCUACUUCCUCUUCCUCGUCCGCCGCUGGUACGAGAAAACGACAUGGAUGUACAUUUCUGUCCCUCUGCUGCUCUAUGUCGGCGAAAGGAUGCUGCGAGCCUUGCGGUCGAAUGCUCACCCUGUCAAAAUCCUCAAGGUAUUGCUUCUACCUGGAAGUGUACUGACAAUACAAAUGUCAAAGCCCUACGGAUUUCGAUAUAGGAGUGGACAAUAUAUCUUUCUUCAGUGCCCGAUGAUCUCUCCAUUUGAAUGGCAUCCUUUCUCCAUCACCUCAGCUCCUGGAGAUGACUACCUCGCUGUUCACAUUCGCACAAACGGAGACUGGACGCAAGAGCUCAAGCGCAUAUUUGUCGAGAACUACUUCUCGCCGCACAUGAACAGAAGAACUUCAUUCAGCGAGUUAGGCGCGGCAGAACCUAGACCCACUCCCGCACCAAAAUUGCUCGUUGAUGGUCCAUAUGGCGCGCCUGCACAGGAUUUCAGAAACUACGAUGUUCUGCUUCUAGUAGGCCUUGGAAUUGGAGCAACACCGUUCAUAAGCAUUCUAAAGGACCUACUUAACAAUAUUAAGCUAGCUGAUGAGCUGAUGGACUUGGCAAUGGAGACUACUCAAACUAGUAGGUCUGAAGACAGUGCCAACAGCUUCAGUGUCUCAACAGCUAGCAGCAACAGGAAGAGAUCAUAUAGAACAAGCCGCGCACAUUUUUACUGGGUUACUCGCGAGCCCAUGUCAUUUGAAUGGUUCAAAGGAGUGAUGAAUGAGGUUGCCGAAAUGGACAAGAAGGGUGUCAUAGAGUUGCACAAUUAUCUUACGAGCGUGUACGAGGAGCGUGAUGCACGAACAACUCUGUUGUCGAUGGUCCAAGCUCUAAACCAUGCCAAACAUGGUGUCGACAUCGUGUCGGGCACCAGGGUGAGGACACACUUUGCCAGGCCAAACUGGAGGGAAGUCUUCACCAAAAUCGCAGCUAAGCAGCCGAAUUCAACAGUUGGAGUGUUCUACUGUGGCGCGCCGACGCUGGCCAAAGAACUGAAGAACCUGUCGCACGAGAUGAGCCACAAGACGUCGACGCGCUUCCAUUUCCACAAGGAGUACUUCUGAUGGGAAGAAGCAUUGUUCUUCUGAUCUGCAUAGCGUUAGGCACCGGUAAAGAAGAAGGAAUUUUUUGCACAGAAGCAAAGCAAACUGACCUCUCUCUCUUCCUGAUCUGGAACUGUACAUAGUAUAAAGAAGAACAGCCUGUUAGGGGAGGGUAGUUAGUGCCAUUUAUAUAUUAUUAACAAAAAAGAAAGUAAAGCAAGGCUGCUGUAUCCAAAAGGAGAAGGAAGGAGGCAGGGUAAAGAGUUGGGUUAAAUUUCAGAUAUACUAAUAUACAUGUACACAGUAUAGUUUUAGGUAGUUACGUAUGAAAUGCUAGCUAAAGCAUAUUUACAAGGGCCGGAGGCUGCCAUUCUGAAUGUAAAUCUUCCGGGCAUUCAUUCAUGUGUGCAUCUGUGCCUGUCGGCUGCUGAUAAUAAACUAUUCGGGAAUGCGAUCUUC